Messenger RNA from Umbelopsis ramanniana AG, 563 nucleotides. RefSeq lists its product as uncharacterized. The transcript has a single exon. The coding region runs from base 157 to 438 and encodes 93 amino acids. NCBI's taxonomy places the organism in Eukaryota, Fungi, Mucoromycota, Umbelopsidomycetes, Umbelopsidales, Umbelopsidaceae. The record is from RefSeq and is a predicted model, not a curated record.
AGAAAUGGAUGGAGGUUAAGAGUGUAGAAAUACCAUGCGAACCGAAUACCCUAACUUUAAUAUAGCCGUUAUCUGUCGAUAGUCUUUGUUUAUUUUCAAUAACAUGCCCUUGCAUUACAUAAAAAAUCUAAGACACUGUGUGGGUGAUUUGUAACCAUGAAUCAUUCAUUUGACUACACUUUCCUUCCCUUUGCUUUCCUUCCCUUUGCUUUUGUCUUCACCGUCCGCCCGCGGGAAAGGGAAAAGGGAGCCCGUCAAGAUCCGAUUCUACUCGCCAAAAAAAAUUGCCCCAAAACCGAAACAGCCAAUCAAAAGAAUUCCGGACCACCAGAAUUUUUGGCUCUCACCCAACAGUCUCAAUUUUUUUUUUUUUUUGUUUUCUGGCCACCGACGCUGUUGAACGUUCCUCUUCCUUAUAACUCAUCUUCCAGUUCAUAAUGACCUUCUUGGCCACUGCUAUCCGUAACGCUGCUCCUUUGGUAGCUCGACGUGCCGCUCUUAAGCAAGCUCCUGUCGCCUUGUCCGCCAUUGCUCAAAAGAGAUGGAACUCUAACAGCGUUGAG